Molecule: messenger RNA, 570 nt
Organism: Coffea arabica (coffee)
Lineage: Eukaryota; Viridiplantae; Streptophyta; Magnoliopsida; Gentianales; Rubiaceae
Source: RefSeq, a predicted model, not a curated record
AUGCCGCCAUUUAUCCUGCUUGUUGCUCCCAUAACAGCAUUCCACCAAGCUAAAAAGUUCCCUAUUCCUCUUGCUCUCCGCAUCCUUUGCAGAUUGGAUCACCAGUCUGAGUUCUUCAAUGUUACCUUGUCUGGAUUGCUGAACUUCAUUGAUGGACUAUGGUCGAGCUGUGGGGAUGAGCGCAUCAUAGUGUUUACAACUAAUCAUAAAGAUAAGCUAGAUCCAGCUUUAUUGCGCCCUGGUCGUAUGGAUGUGCACAUUUACAUGUCGUAUUGCACCCCGUGCGGUUUCAAAUUGCUUGCUUCCAAUUACCUUGGAAUCACAGAUCAUCCACUCUUCUUGGUUGUUGAGCAGCUGAUGAAAGUUACAAAGGUGACUCCUGCAGAGGUAGGGGAGCAGUUAUUGAAGAAUGGUGAGCCUGAAACUGCACUAGAAGGCCUGAUUGAGUUCCUUGAGGAAAAAAAGAAAAAUGUCGAAUUUGAAAAUCAUAAAAGUAAUCAACAAGCACCCGAAGCUGCAGUUCCCUUGAGCUUGAGGAAGAAGGUGGAAAUGAGGGAGAGACAAACGUAA